This is a messenger RNA of Fusarium coffeatum, 1380 nucleotides long. RefSeq lists its product as uncharacterized. NCBI's taxonomy places the organism in Eukaryota, Fungi, Ascomycota, Sordariomycetes, Hypocreales, Nectriaceae. The record is from RefSeq and is a predicted model, not a curated record. The transcript has a single exon. Bases 1 to 1380 code for a protein of 459 amino acids.
AUGGCUGGAGAAAUCGACUUUGACCACCUCCUUUCCCUUGCUAACCGCCCAGGCUUCGACCAGUGGAUCGACGAGAGCUUUCACGAGAGCACUUCCGAAUUCGACCUGACAAAUAUGGAUCUUCUCGAUACCUUUAUCAAUCCGGAGGAGCAUCUUGAUCGACUCAGCACUCCGUCGGAAUUCCUCGAGGAGAACGACUUUUCACCCACGGUGACGUUGAGUGAGUCUGGCAACAUGGAAGAGCGAGGGUCUUCUGCCACUCUUACGCCUGCUACUCGGUCUGCAAGAGUUGAUAGUGCUGAGCGGGUUUUGAAAGAGUAUCAGCAAGAUGGUCAGACUCCUCAACACGCUCAGCGUGUUCAGAAUCAACAACAGAACUACCAUCAGUCUCAACCUCAGAUUCAGGCCGGGCAACAACUUCCUAUCCAUGACCACAUUCAGACUCAAUUUCCCGCCCAGGUCACGGAUAGCAAUCAGGCUCUGUUUCAGAGUCUUCCUGGGUAUCAAGUCCCAGCUCAAGCUCAGGCCCAGUACCUCAAGCCUGAGAAUCAACCCCAAGGGUUCUACCAACCCUUUCCUCAGCAAUCGUUCUUCCAAGUCCCUUACGUCCAAGGACUCCUAUCGCCACAACAGAAGCCUUUUAUGCAAGCCAUCAGCCCGCCUCAGCCAAAUCAGCCUCAACCUGGGUUCAACUUCACAACCCCCGUCAACCGUCCGAUCCCUUCGAACCGCCAACCUGUUUUAAAUCGACCAGUUCCAGGGCCUCCCACUGAACAAGCCCCAAAGAAAUACCGCCUCGCACAUCCUACUUCCCAAAACAAGUACCAAGCCUGGCUCGUCCCCAAACUAGAGCAGUUCACUCGUCAAUACCAAGGCUACAUCCCCUGUCGCGAGGGCGCCCAUCGCCUGGAAGCUGUCUUUCUCUCCCUCGCCACCCCUCCCGAUGCUGCGGUAAAAACUCGUAUAGCCAGCGACCCAACGUUUCCACGAUCACCACAAGACGACUGCGCUCGCGUUCGUGAAAUGUUCGAGGCCAUAUGCGACUGGUCCUCUCCCCGCGAAUGGCGCGCCAAGAUGGGUCCCGCGAUGGCAAAGAAAUGGACAGAUGAAUUCGUAACGGAUCGCAAGGCCAAAGGUCUAUCUGAAGAUAUAUCGAAGCUUACGGAGAAGCAACUUGCGCCUCCACCAGAGAGAAUGCCUCCUAUCUAUGACCAGUGGAAGAACGUCAUUCAUCAACAGCUUUCGGAUAUUGAGAUUGAACUUCUCUGCGCAAAGAUCCUGAACGAAGCUAUACGUGCCCAGGAGGGAAAGAAUUUUGUUCCUCUAUGGAGCGGCCAGGAAUCUCAGUGGGAAGAGUUUGACAGUUUCGGACAGCGCUAG